CCUCUUGAAAGAUCAAUUUCAUCGCAAUACAUUCCCUGUGCGCUACAGACGUGCCCAAUACAAGAUGGAAUCAUCACAUACCAGCCAAAUCUGGGAGGAAACGGAUUCCUCUUGGGUCUCUUUGCGCUUGUCUUAAUCGUCCAGCUCUAUCUAGGCUUCAAAUAUUGUACCUGGACCUACUCCAUUGGCGUGCGUGGUGGUCUUAUUCUUGAAGUUGUGCGCUGCGUCGUAAGACUCCAGCUGCAUGACGAUCCCUUCAACUUCAACUUUUUCAUAGAUGCUUCGAUCUACGUCUGCUUUUGCCACAUGAUUUUCAUGGGCAGUCCCGCCUUAUCUCGAAUCAAACCCAAGUUCUAUUCGACAAUCUUCAUUACGAGUGAUUUGAUCUGUCUCAUCUUGCAAGCUGCUGGGGGUGCUCUAGCAGUCACCUCUAGAGGCCCGACCCCCUCCGCAGAAAACAUGAGACAAACUGGGAUCAACGUGAUGAUUGCCGGAUGA
This is a messenger RNA of Penicillium diatomitis, 498 nucleotides long. RefSeq lists its product as uncharacterized. Lineage: Eukaryota; Fungi; Ascomycota; Eurotiomycetes; Eurotiales; Aspergillaceae. Gene Ontology annotation, cellular component: fungal-type vacuole; plasma membrane. The record is from RefSeq and is a predicted model, not a curated record. The transcript has 2 exons. The annotation marks the transcript as partial.